AGGCUUUUCCUUUUUGGAACCUGGUGUUGUCAAAUAUCGCGGGAGCCGCCUCCCUAAUCACUACGUAAUGUGCCGUGCUGCUUCUAGCGGCGCUGGUGACAGUGCUGAAAGCUGUUGGGUAUGAAGUGAAAUCGAACUGAAUUUUUGUACCAUCCGCAACUGCUUCAAGUUCAGAUCACAACUAAAGGAACUGAAGACAAACCUCCCAGAUCAAAAUAAGUUGCAACGCCACUUGGGGAGGAAAGGAUCACUUCAAGGAUUUAAAACACGAGAAACCAAAUCCUGAAACGACCAAAGAACACGCCCAACAUCAGCCCAACUGAAACGUGAAAGAGAAGCAAUCCUAUGCCCAAGCAUAUUCUAAGAAGAUAACUGAUCUGAAACCAGAAGUUUGUGCCUACUCAACAGCUUUGACAAAGCACACGUCCCAACGCUGCUUCUAGCCCUCCUCAUCCUAACUACGCUGCCGACUCCCCACUAAGGUGUAGAGUGGGCUGCUAUCUCUAGUACCCUCCCAUAGUUUCCCUGUCUCUCUCUACUCCUCCUUUUGUUUUCUGUAACUUUUCUAAGCAGUGUUGUUGCACAUGCAACUGCCUUUCGUGUGCUAGAUUUCUCAUUUUUUUUAUUUACUUUAUGCAGCCACCUAGAUCUUGUGCCCAGAAACUUGUAAGGAGUGUGCAUGUGUUAAACUGUGUGUGUGUGAAGCUCUGCAAAGUCAUCAAGAUCCAGAGAAUUAAGAUUAAAGAAACAGUAAAGACAUCCAGCGGUGUAUCAUUGGGUGGUUACUGAACAGUUGUUCUUUUUAAAAAUCAAGCAAAAAUUCAAACAAGUAUUCAAGUUCAGCAAGUGCUCAAGCAACUUUGGUUCAAGUUUAUGGGAAAAUAUGGGCAGCCCCUGGAAAGGUUUUGUUGAGUUUACCUUGCCUGCGUCACCACCCACCGCGUUUGUUAGUGCUGACCUGAGCAGCACCUCCCCUGUGGGACUCAGCCUGUCGCCAUAUGGCCGAUCCAUGAGUUUUGAUCCAGGCAUGCUUCAUAACAAUGGGCAUACUGCAUAUGCCAAUGGCACAGGGCCUGGCAUUAGAGAGACUGGUGUGGUGGAGAAACUCUUGACUUCCUAUGGAUUCAUCCAGUGCUCAGAGCGUCAGGCUCGUCUUUUCUUCCAUUGCUCCCAGUACAACGGCAACCUGCAGGAGCUUAAAAUAGGAGAUGAUGUAGAGUUUGAGGUAUCCUCUGACAGGCGCACUGGCAAGCCCAUAGCAGUGAAGCUGCUUAAGAUAAAGCCAGAAGUGCUGCCAGAGGAGCGCAUCUCGGGCCAGGUGGGGCCAGACCUGCACGUCUAUCCCUUUACUGUGCUGCAUGGUUAUAUUCAUCCAGUUGUCUCAUCAGUCCCAGUGAACUUGGAUGGAAAGACAACUCCUGCUCAGGUUCCCACUGGCAGUGUUUGUUAUGAAAGAAAUGGGGAAGUGUUUUAUCUGACCUACACUCCUGAUGACGUAGAGAGUAAUAUCCCUUUGGAAACGGGCGACAAAGUCAGCUUUUACAUGGAGACCAACAAGCAUACUGGUGCGGUGAGUGCGCGCAAUAUUCAGCUUGUGAAGAAAAAGCAGGCAAGGUGCCAAGGUGUGGUGUGUGCUACAAAGGAGGCCUUUGGAUUUAUUGAGAGGGCAGAUGUGGUGAAGGAGAUCUUUUUUCACUACAGUGAGUUUAAGGGGGACCUGGAAGCUCUUCAGGCCGGAGAUGACGUUGAGUUCACCAUCAAAGACAGAAACGGUAAAGAAGUAGCUACAGAUGUGCGCCUGCUCCCCCAGGGGACGGUCAUCUUUGAAGACAUAAGCAUUGAGCAGUUUGAAGGCACCAUAGUUAAAGUUAUUCCCAAGGUUCCCACUAAAAAUCAGAGUGACCCUCUACCCGGUCGCAUCAGUACAAGGAUUGGUUUCUCUGACAAGGAGCUUCCCUUUGGAGAGAAGGACACAAAGUCCAAGGUGACUCUUUUAGAGGGAGACCACAUUCAGUUUAACAUCUCCACUGAUCGCAGAGAUAAACUAGAGAGGGCUACAAACAUUGAGAUCCUGCCAGACACCUUCAACUUGACCAAGGAGACCCGUGAAAUGGGGGUGAUUGCAGCCAUACGUGAUGGCUUUGGUUUCAUAAAGUGUGUGGAUCGAGAUGCUAGAAUGUUCUUUCACUUCAGCGAGGUCCUAGAGGAGAGCCAGCUACAUAUCUCGGAUGAAGUGGAGUUCACUGUUGUGCCUGUAGGUUCUGUUAAGCUUUUCACAAAAGAUAUGCUGUCAGCUCAGAGAAACCAUGCAGUGCGUAUUAAGAAACUCCCCAAAGGAACAGUGUCCUUCCAUACCCAGUCUGAGCAGCGUUUUGUGGGCGUCGUGGAGAAGGAGGUUGUUUCAGCCACCAACAAGAAUGCAAGUCCCACUAAAGGAAAGGAGAAGAAAAAAGACAAGGGUAAAGUUGUAGAAAAGGAAGCUGAAGAGGGAGUGAUUGCAUAUGAAGACUGUGGUGUGAAGCUCACUGUGCCAUAUCAUGUCAAAGACCUGGAGGGAGGAACUUACCUUCAAGCUGGAGACAAGGUGGAGUUCUGCAUCAACGAAGUGAAGCGAACAGGUCACCAGAGUGCAGUUUCUAUCAGGGUACUCAACCGCAAUGCCUCCAACUCCAGAAGACUGCAUGGAUUCGUUGCUGCACUGAAGGAUAACUUUGGCUUCAUCGAAACAGCAAAUCAUGACCAGGAAGUUUUCUUUCACUACAGUGAAAUGUGUGGGGAUGUGGAUAACCUGGAGCUAGGUGACACAGUGGAAUAUACUCUCUCUAAGGGAAAAGGAAACAAAGUCAGUGCUGAGAAGGUUAACAAGGUGGCUGCAGUGAACGGUACUGGUGAAGAUGUUGGUGCAUCAGUGUUGGCGGGGAAAAUCCUCCGUCCCAUCCGCAGCGUGGAUCCCUCACAGACUGAAUACCAAGGACUGAUUGAAGUCACUGAUGAAGGUGGAGAAAAAGGGCAGAAUUAUGCCUUUGGCAUCAUGGGGAUGACAAACAAGGCAGAUUGUCUGCAGAAGGGAGAACAUGUUAAGUUCCAGGUUUGCACCAUCAGCCAAACUGGCCAGAAGAUGGCCUGUAAUGUUGUCCCUCAGCGCAGAGCUCCAGUGGAGUGUGUCAAAGACCAAUUUGGCUUCAUCACAUAUGAGGUGGGAGAGAGCAAGAAGCUGUUCUUCCAUGUAAAAGAAGUGCAGGAUGGAGUGGAGCUCCAGAUUGGAGAUGAGGUGGAGUUUUCUGUCGUCUUCAAUCAACGCACUGGAAAAUGUAGCGCUUGCAACGUACGCAGAGUUAGUGAGGGACCCAAACCAGUGGCGACACCACGUCCCGACCGCCUGGUGAACCGACUGAAGAGCAUUACUCUGGAUGAUGCCAGUGCUCCUCGUCUGGUCAUCUUACGACAGCCUCGUGGUCCCGACAAUUCUAAGGGCUUCAAUGUGGAACGGAAGACUCGUCAACCUGGUGUCAUAGACUGAGCAAUACACAGCCAGCCCGAUUAGGCCUUGGAGGGAUGCUGUUCCUAAGGGAAGCAGCAGGAGAUAAGGGAAACUGAUUUGACAUGCUUGUAAACCAACUCAUCCAUGAAAUAUACACAUGCAUGCAAUAACUGGCAUGUGUAAUCCUUGCCCUCAUUGAUACCUGUAAGGGAACGUUCCCCUCCUUCCAUCUAUGAUGAUCUCAGUGGUUUCAUACUGCAGAGUACAUGGGAAUCCCUGAGUGUAUGCGUGUGUGACGUGUUCUAGAAGAGAUUAGUGUGAACUGAAAGGUUGUGUCCCUCUAAGCCAGCGUGAUGACUGUGUGGCUGUCCGUGUCCUGAUCUUUUGAGUCUGCUUUAUCUGGAAUUCUGCACCUGUAACCUGUUCAUUAGUUUGACUGGGUUAGAUGAGUUCGGAUUGUUGGCAUGUCUUUAAACCUCUGCUUCACUUUUGUUCCUCAUCGCUCCUUUACGUAUGGAAACUUUGAUUACCAAGUUUUCUCUGAUGUAUGCUUUCCUACAAAAUGCAUAAAGCAAUGUUUCCUCCAUAAGGAGGAUCGUAUUUCAUACACGUGCGAGCUUUUGAGGAUCCAUCUCUGCUCGGUUUUUUUGAGCAGUUUUAAAAUGCUUUAUUGCAAAGGCUGGAGUAUAAAAGCAUGGCGUUAGUGUGACGUAUGUGAAUGGCAAAGUAGUUUCUCUGGUGGAAUUGACCUUUACCAGUCUAGAGCCUUGAGAUGCCUUUUUGGUAUUCACAUGCUCCACUUAUGAAGUUUUCCCCAGGUGCAGAAUUCCUUGUGGCAUCUUAUAUCUGCAGUUCUUUUAUACUAUUUCCUUUCUUGCACAUAUUUUUGCUUUUUUUUUAUUGAAACUUGAUCUGCUAAUAUUGAAUAAGUAAGAGUAAGGUGCCUAAAACGUCAUACAAGAUAAAACAAAAAAAAGAAUAACAAUUAGAUGCAUUAUGUUCCCAGCCAACCGCCAAAAUAUUCAAAACAAUCUUAGGGUGGCGCUUUUUUUUUUUUUUUUUUUUUUUUUUUUUUUUCCUUGUAGAAAUAAUACAAAUAUGCAUCCCAAACCUGUGGGUUGAAUUAUACUGUAUCCUACGUGUGUGUUUUCUUUUUGGUUUUUUUCCCCCCCUUCUCUGGGUGUAAGCUUCAACUUCACAUAUAAUUUAAUAAGGAGAAGGGUUAUAUGUCAGAAAUUCUGAUUUUAAAAUAUGAAAAACUAUGAAUCAGGAUCUCCGUUUUUGUUCUCUGGAGUCAAAAAGGAUGAGCUGUCGUGCCUCUGAACAUAAAGUUGCUGUCGGAUCUAAUUUUCUUUGACGAUCAACAGGUUUUCAGUUGAACCACUUACAGAGGUUCUCAUGUACUUUUGUUAAUGGUCUGGAAUGAAACAACUGAAUAAUUAAAGUUUUAUGAGAAUCAAA
Molecule: messenger RNA, 4942 nt
Organism: Girardinichthys multiradiatus
Lineage: Eukaryota; Metazoa; Chordata; Actinopteri; Cyprinodontiformes; Goodeidae
Gene: csde1
Product: cold shock domain containing E1, RNA-binding
Exons: 23
Coding region: 884-3520 (878 amino acids)
Molecular function (GO): nucleic acid binding
Source: RefSeq, a predicted model, not a curated record